This is a messenger RNA of Aureococcus anophagefferens, 630 nucleotides long. RefSeq lists its product as hypothetical. The record is from RefSeq and is a predicted model, not a curated record. The transcript has a single exon. Lineage: Eukaryota; Pelagophyceae; Pelagomonadales; Pelagomonadaceae. The coding region runs from base 1 to 630 and encodes 209 amino acids.
AUGGUCCUGCCCGCGCUCGUCGACGAGGACGCGACGCGCGUCGUCUUGGCGUUCCUGGACCGCGCGGCGCUGGGCCGCUUCGCCGCGACGUCCGAGGCCGCCGACGCGCUCGUCGACGACGCCCCCUGGGAGGCGCUCUACCUCGACGACGUCGGGCGCCCGCGCGCGGCGGCGACGCGCGCGCGGCCGCCGGCGUGGUGGCGGCGCAAGACCCGCGUGUGGCGCGCGCUGUCGCGCGGGCUCGCGCUGCGGCGCGUCCGGCCCGGCGCGUACCUGCCCCUGGGCCUCGGCGGCCUCGCGGCCGCGCCGCUCGGCGACGGCGUCGUCCUCCAGGGCGGCGCCGCGCGCGGCUUCCUCUUCUCGGACCGGUGCUGGUUCUGGGCCGGCGGCAAAAUCCGGGAGCAGGCCGGCUACUGCCCGCGCGGCGCCGCGACGGACGGCGCGGGCCGGUCCGCGCCCAGGGCAGCAAAAGAGAGCGAAAUUCCCAACUUCAAAGGCUCCUAUCUCGGCCGUUUUCCACUCGGUUUGGCUGACUUUUGGACGAGCGAUCAUCUCUUGGAACGGUCUCGAAGCGUGGAUGCUUUUUCAGGAACGCUCGCGCGCGGAACACUCAAGUUGAAGCGAACUUGA